AAUAAUAAUUAAGCUUAUUGGGCAUUAUAUUGUGUCAGGCGCACCAUUCCAAGUCAUACGAAUAAUUCAUUGAAUUCUUUUAGGAAAUCCAUACUGUUAUUAUUAUGAUUUUACAGAUGAGGAUGCUCAGAGGGGUUAGGUAACUUGUGCAUGGUCACACGGCUGGUACUUGUUAGAGUUGGACUCUACUAACUGGUGUUUUCUGGGGGGGAGUUUACAGGGUGAUUCUACAGAAUCCUUCUCCAAUCUUCUUGGAUCCCAUGGCCUCAUUGAGGGGUGCUACAGAUGAAAAUCUUGCCUAAAAGAGUGGCGACUUAAUAAGGUUGGGUAUAACCACAGCUGCCUUGGAGACAGGAGGGAGGAUGAAGGGAAAAAUGAAUUACAUGUGGCCAGAACUGGAAAGGUAUUCAAAGACAAGCAAAUCCAUUCUUUAUUGUUUAAUCCAGGUCGCCUAGCAAGUUAGUGGGGGAGCCAGGAGCUGACCUGGGGCUUCUGGGUCUGCGCGGUGUGGGUGAGAUCUCAUUUCUUGAUUUUAUGCAUCUUUGUCCUUUUAUCCCUCACCAUCUAAAUGGAACCUCCUCUUGUUUCGCAGAUGAUUUGUCCAUACUGCCUGCUAUCUUUUGAAGAAAAACGGCCAUUUUAAUGCCUUCCGAAAGAAUAGUAUAAGCACUCUGAGGAUGAGAACCUUGUUAUUUGCUUCUCUAACAGCCUUCACUGCAUCCCGCGCGAUGCUGGACACACGGAAAUAUCCCAGUAAACAUUUACGGGGCCAGAAUGAACUUACUGUCCUUGUGUGAAGAGGAGGACCAAACUGGACAACUGCUUCAGUCCUGAAGUUUCUGGGAUAUAUUCAUUCUUUUUCUAAAGCUUUUGUCCUAAAAAAAUCUUGUGCUAUAUGGAGUAGAGUUAUCCCUUCCUCUUCUUGGUCCCUCUAGCUUGGGUGCAGCCCAUGGCACUGGAAAAAUGAGUUUAAGGUAAAAAUAAAAUUCUUGUUCCCUUACUGUAAUGCCUGCAGCAUGAAGGCAAUUCACAGCAACAUAAAAUUUUCUGGUCUUUAAGAUCUCAUUAUGUAAGUAAAGGAGGGAAAGGAGGAAAACAGAAUGCUUACAAAUUCCCGGGGGUAUGUGUGACCUCAUCAUUUAUUGUAUGUUAGCCAACUGCCCAAGGAGCACAGUUCAGAUUCCUUUUGGGGGAGGCACUGAAAAAUCCCCUGAUAAUCCAAAUUCUCCAGAUCUUUUAGGCCUUGGGAGAGGGAUGGAGGACCAGAUGAAGGAAGUGGUCCUAGGUCCAAGUUAUGUUUCCAAUUAGAGAAAUUCUGAGAUGGACUCUAUUUAUCCAGAUUCCUAGAUGGAGACUCUGGUCUUGGGGAGUGUCGAAGUUCCAUUUAACAGGCCCCGGCAGGAUUUGAGGGAAUUGAGCGGAUGAGGAUGGGUAGUUUGGGGAGAGGGUGAAGUGGGUUGGAUAUACCUUGGCAUGUGUAUUCCAAAGGUACCUAUGGGAUAUGUACGUAUUGGGAUGUGCAAACAACAGGGCAAAAAAAACAGGAGUGCUGUAGUCCAUCAAGCACUUCCAUAUCGAAUGGGCUUUCCAGUCCUAUAGGCAUUUUACAGACCGCAGGCUCUCCACUGUCAGCAGGGCAGAGCCUUCCUCGGGCCUCUGCCAGCCUCUAGGAUGCUUUGGGGAGAAUUUGAAGGACACCCAGCUUGGGGAGUGAAGCACAUGAUGGAUUUCAGGUCACACCUGUCCCUUAGGUGGGACACAGUGUGUUGGGGAUCCUGCAGCUCAGAGAAGACCUACUUGGGGGCAGGCUGGCCAUGGGCUCAUGUACGAUCUGGGAUCCAGCCUUUUCCCCUGUAAAAGGUGAAAUUGUAUUACAUCUCCCCCAGUUCCAUUCCAGAUUGGACGCCUCAUGCAUCCUUGAUUCCAGGGACAACUUCUCACCCAAAUUGAGAGCUUCCCUCAUUUUCAGCUACUUCUCACCUUGGAGACACAGCUGGAGAGAUACUGGUUGGAGGUGAAACGGGGAAAGGAUUCUGGGGAAGCCUGGGUGUGCAAUGGUUUGGUCCACAGAACCCUGGACAAGGAGCACGUAUUUUUCUGGCUUAACUUUUUUGAGCCUCAAUUUCCAUCUCUGAAAAAUGGGAAUGGUACAGCCUAAUAGAGAGAGCAAUGUUGGUAUUAAUUUUGCCAGGUGAAAUUGCCAGGUACAGAGUGGGUGCUCCAUAAGCGUUUGCGGACCCGAAGAGGGUUUGGUUGGGAAGGUUCUAAAGAUUGUAUGUGCGGGGACCCAGGCGCAAGAUCUGGCUUGCAGGGCAUGUCGCUUCUAGGACCCCCAGAGGAACUCAAACCCCAGCUCUGCGGCCACUGACGCCUCCUCCGCCCCGGACCGCCGAGGGUUAAAGAGAAAGCCCCACGCCCCCUUUGACGGCACAGAGCCCACCUCGCAGAAUUUGAAAAGGCAGCCCUGGAGAGGCGUGGGCGCCCCCCAGACACUUCCAGCUCGGACCCGGGCUCUGCUCGCUCGCCGGCUCGCUUGCUCUGCUCCGGGCGGGGCCGCGGGUUCGGUCCGGCCGCCGGUGCGCUCCCGACCGUCCUACCGCCCGGGACUCCGGGCCCCCGCGGGCGGCCGCGCAAGAUGAAGCUGGCUCUCCUCUUGCCCUGGGCGUGCUGCUGCCUCUGCGGGUCGGCGCUGGCCACCGGCUUCCUCUACCCCUUCCCGGCCGCAGCCCUGCAGCAGCACGGCUACCCCGAGCCGGGCGCCGGCUCCCCCGGCAGCGGCUACGGGGGCCGCCGGCACUGGUGCCAUCACACGGUGACACGGACGGUGUCCUGCCAGGUGCAGAACGGCUCGGAGACAGUGGUCCAGCGUGUGUACCAGAGCUGCCGGUGGCCCGGGCCCUGUGCCAACCUUGUGAGUUACAGGACUCUGAUCAGACCCACAUACAGAGUGUCCUACCGAACGGUGACGGCGCUGGAGUGGAGGUGCUGCCCUGGCUUUACCGGGAGCAACUGUGAUGAGGAAUGCAUGAACUGUACCCGGCUCAGCGACAUGAGUGAGCGACUGAUCACGCUGGAGGCCAAGGUUCUCCUACUGGAAGCAGCAGAGCGACCCUCAAGCCCAGACAAUGAUCUGCCAGCACCCCAGAGCACCCCACCACCCUGGAAUGAAGACUUCCUCCCUGAUGCUAUCCCUCUGGCACACCCGGGGCCCCGAAGAAGGCCCACAGGCCCGGCUGGGCCCCCGGGGCAGACGGGACCACCAGGGCCUGCAGGGCCCCCAGGCUCCAAAGGUGACCGGGGCCAGGCAGGAGAGAAAGGCCCAGCAGGACCUCCCGGCCUCUUGGGGCCGCCAGGGCCCCGUGGGCUUCCUGGAGAGAUGGGGCGCCCCGGACCCCCUGGCCCUCCUGGCCCAGCAGGCAGUCCGGGCCUUCCUCCAAAUGGCCCCCAAGGCGUCCUCUACUCCCUACAGCCACCUACCGACAAGGACAAUGGAGACUCACAGCUGGCUUCUGCUGUGGACACAGUGCUGGCGGGGGUCCCAGGGCCCCGGGGUCCCCCUGGCCCUCCAGGUCCCCCUGGACCACAUGGUCCCCCAGGACCUCCAGGUGCACCUGGAUCCCAGGGCCUGGCUGGAGAGCGGGGCAUGAUGGGGCCAUCUGGUGAACCUGGCGGGAAGGGAGAAGAAGAAGAGAAAGCUGCUGCAGAGGGCGAGGGGGUGCAGCAGCUGCGGGAGGCCCUGAAGAUCCUGGCAGAAAGAGUCCUCAUCCUGGAGCACAUGAUUGGGAUCCACGAUCCCCUGGCGUCCCCCGAGGGGGGCUCCGGCCAGGAUGCUGCCCUGAGAGCCAACCUCAAGAUGAAGCGUGGCGGCGCCCCCCCCGAUGGCUCCCUCACUGCCCUGCUUGGCCCCAGUCCUGUGCAGAAGAGCACUGGCCAGCCCAGCAGCCGGAAGUAAGGGCCCAGCUCUCCAGGACAAGCCCGGCCCCACCAGAGACCCAGCCAGCCCUGAAGCCUGUGCUGCCACUGCUUCCGGAAGGCACCCCUAGAGGGACUGGGCCCCAGGCAUAGACAAUCAUGAGCGACAUUUGCUCCCAGGACUUGGGGGCCUUGGGGGCAGAUGGCACCUCCAGGGGCAGGGACAGGGGCCCUCCCCUUGUCCCUGCCCUCCCCCACCCCCACUCCCUGCAGGAGGCAGUCUAAGUGGGCUGGACGGGGUGCGAGAAUAAUCAUAACACACAUCAUUUGCUGAGUCCCUGCAAUGCCGGGGCCUGUCCAGGGAGUUCUCCCCACAUUGUCUCAUUUAACCCUUAGGAGGUAGGCUAGUUAUCCCCACUUUACAUGGGGAACAGAGGCUUGGAGAGGAUAAAUAACCUGCAAGACCACCGGACCGUGGAGGGCUGGGGCAGGAUUUGAACCCAAGCCUUUCAGUUCCUUAACUCUUUACCCAACCAUCUUCCCGUCUUUACAGGAAACUCCGUAAGGGUGGGCACAGGGCUGCGGGGAGGCGGGACCGGCCAGCAGGAAGGAGGGCAGGGCCCUGGGCCUUCUUCCUUGACUCCCCUCUCCUGGCUUGUGGCCAGGGAGACCCCUAGGAAACUCAUGACAGUCACAUGGACCUGGGGACUGAGAGAGGAGCAUUGCGGUGUGAAGGUCCUCAUACCAAGUUGGCACAGCCUACCACUGCCUCCCAAACUCUCUGAGUCCGCCCACCCCCAUCGGGUCUCCCCACCCCUGAGCCGGGAGGAGGCUGUGUGCACCCUCAAGGGCCCGUCACGUGCAGCCCUGCCCUCUCGGGGAAUCUGUGAGGUUGACCCCUUCUGUGUCACAUGGCAAGUCUAAUGUCUCUUUGACGAAGGAGAAAAAGAGGCUGCCAGAGUCCCAGGCUCUGUUCCGGAGAGAUGCCGCCACCCUCAAGGCUGUGGGCCCAGGCAGCUCUACAAUAGACCCCAUGUCCCCAUGCCCCAGAGCCACUCACGGUCUCUCAGGCCACGGGUCCUCUGUGAUCCGGACCACCCUGGUGCUCCUCUCUCGCUGGGCCAGGACCCGAACUCAGCGAGGACCACAAACUCAGAGAUUCACAGGUGCUGGCACCACCCCGGGCACGUCGCCCCUGGCAGCAGGAGCAACCCAGCCCCAGCGCUCCUGUGGUCCUGGGAGGCAGUGGCCGGUGCCUGCGGGCCCUGGUAACCUUUCCCUGCCCUCAAGGCCCUGACGCCCCUUGUGAAGCCGGCUGUCCCGGGGCCAAGGUGUGGCCUCCCGCAGGCCUGCCUCAUGGAGGGGCAGCCCGAGGCGGGCAGGAACUCUGUAAUACUCUGAUAAUA
Molecule: messenger RNA, 5318 nt
Organism: Rhinolophus ferrumequinum (greater horseshoe bat)
Lineage: Eukaryota; Metazoa; Chordata; Mammalia; Chiroptera; Rhinolophidae
Gene: COL26A1
Product: collagen type XXVI alpha 1 chain
Exons: 13
Coding region: 2636-3952 (438 amino acids)
Molecular function (GO): protein binding
Source: RefSeq, a predicted model, not a curated record